Cotesia congregata is the source of this 381-nucleotide messenger RNA. The record is from the annotation of a GenBank genome assembly. Lineage: Eukaryota; Metazoa; Arthropoda; Insecta; Hymenoptera; Braconidae.
AUGAUUGAAAGAAGAGUGGCAUUAGAAGCAACGACCACUUUAGUAAGUAUUAAAGAGAAAGAAGCUAUGAUCUCUCUUCAAGUUCAAGAAUUCCAAAAAAACGAUGAUAAUGAUUUAGGGAAUUAUCUUGACGAUGCUGUGAGCUGCAGUACCUCUCAGGCAGAUACAGACGAAGCAGGAGGAUUACCAAUUCAAUUGCGUCAAUACUUAACACGCCUGUCUGUAAAUCGAAAGCACAAUCCCAAUCCAUUCGUUGUUUGGGAGUUAAUGAAACACGAAUAUCCAUACUUAUGGAACGUUACUAAAAAGUUUUUACCGAUUGUAACAACCUCUGUACCUUCUGGAAGGUUGUUUUCGCAUGCCGGUCUUAUUGCAAAUUAA